This is a messenger RNA of Ramularia collo-cygni, 555 nucleotides long. RefSeq lists its product as uncharacterized. Lineage: Eukaryota; Fungi; Ascomycota; Dothideomycetes; Mycosphaerellales; Mycosphaerellaceae. The record is from RefSeq and is a predicted model, not a curated record. Bases 1 to 555 code for a protein of 184 amino acids. The transcript is spliced from 3 exons.
AUGAUCAUCUUCAAACUCACGUCGAUUCUCGCCCUCACUACGAUGGCCGUGGCCUUGCCUGCCAAUACCUCUCCGGAAGCUGCCAACAACGCAUCCUCUAUUGCUAAGUGUAAAGAUCCGGAUCACCAUUGCGUGAAAUCCUACAAACUGUGCAAGGAGUGCUGGCAAAACCCGUGCUGCCGAGACGACCAGGUGUGUAGGUGGUUCGACGAACCUUGGUGGGUGGUCUGGCGAAACUGGGAGAGGGGAGAUGCUAGAUGUCAGGAGCCCUUGUCGACCGAUAGCGGUGAAGCCACAACAUCCGUAACCUUGCUUGCGGAUAUCACGCCAGCAACAGGCAACACAACCACCAUUCUUACCCAAGAGCACCAACUAGAGACCCGUCAAUCAGAGACACACGUGGCACAGGUAGAUUGCUUCGAGGAUGAAGCAGAGUGCUGGCUAAGCGGUCCAACGUGCUGCAAUGACAACAUGGAGUGCCGGGGAAAAUUGAGUAUCCAUUGGCCCUGGGAGAAGGCUGAACACCUCGCGUGUCGUAACAAGACACCAGAGUAG